CUUUCUUGGAAUUGGACUAUUGAUAUUCUUGUUUUCUGCACGACCUGCUGAUACAAGAUGUAGUUGGGCCCGACCGCCGACUGCACAAUUUUCACAUCCAUAUAUUCUUCUUCUUGAAAAAUUCGAUCUGCUUUACCCGCCUGCUUACGAGGACCUGAUCUCAACCUGCUUCACCAGAACAACCAUAUAAUCCAAAUCAUUUUUAGUACAGCUAUGCCCGGAGGGCAUCUUCCGCCCCGGGCAGCAGGCGACCCACCGACAACGCAAAGUAGUAAUGCCAAUUAUGACCAUGCAGCUGAUUAUGGUGCUGCAACCAACAACUGGAUCCCACCGCAUGCCGGUACUAACCAAGCGCAACAAGAAGCAGAUCAUGACACGACGCCGACCAGAUCCGCUGCAACAUCUCUCUCGCAACAACUUUUCGCCCUCAACCGACGACUCCGGAACUUUUUUCACACCAUACUCCGCCUGUACGGGAUUUUGUGCCUCCACGUAGCGUUUCUGGUCUCCAUGCGGACGAGCUACGAAUUUUUGGUGAAGAUGGAAUACGGAGCGGAAUUCUUUUAUGGAAGUGUCAGAAUCGAAAUCGACAAAGUCGAAAAAUUUGUGAUGCACAAAAUCGAUGCCAGUUGGAGCCUCAGUUUCUAAGUGGCGCGUGACAACUUUCGGGACCACCAAAAUCCAGUCUGUCAUGCUGUUUGGACAAAGCAGGCUGCUCCUGUCAUGCUACUCUGGCAACAUAUUACAUUUUACAUACCCCUAAACAGGCUUCCAAUCGGUCUCAUUUGCCUGCUCCCCAAUACAGGCGUCGCGUGCCCUACAUUUUAUGCAUCACAAAUUGUUUGAUUUUGUCGAUUUCGAUCCUGACACCCCCAUAUCUUUUUUGUCGAUUUUUUGUACCUGGCAAUGUAG
Amoebophrya sp. A120 is the source of this 912-nucleotide messenger RNA. NCBI's taxonomy places the organism in Eukaryota, Dinophyceae, Syndiniales, Amoebophryaceae. The record is from the annotation of a GenBank genome assembly.